AUGUGGUGUACGGGGAGCCCGCUUAGAUCGUUUAUUACUCCAAGGUACAUUACUAAUGCUGGUUUUAACCUUCGGACUACGGUCGCGGAGAUUAUUGAUCAAAAUGGGAACUGGAAAUGGCCUCAAGCGUGGUUUGAUUUAUUUCCGGUUUUAAUCACUAUCUCGGUUCCCAAUUUAGAUCCUAAUGCAGUGGACCGGCUUGUUUGGAAAGAUUUGGAUGGAAAAACAGGUGAUUUUAAAUCGGCUCAUGUUUGGAACACCAUUCGGAGUAGAGAGCAUCAUGCUUUGUGGGCAAACAUGGUUUGGUUUUCUCAAUGUAUCCCGAGGCACGCGUUUCAUAUGUGGCUGGCUUUCAGAAAUAAGUUAAAGACACAGGAUAGGAUGGCAGUUUGGGAAGCAGUGUGGAAUAAAGUGAAGGCGAUGGUACACUUGACGAAUGUGGACAUUACUUGGUCAUCAAUUCUAACAUGGGUGGAGCAACACUCAAGAUCAAAGAAUGUUGAUCACAUUGUGUGUAAGUUGGUAAUAGCAGCUGCUUCGUACUACAUUUGGCAAGAAAGGAAUAACAGGUUAUUCACUAAUAAUAAGAGGUCGGUAGAUCAAGUUACCGAGAAGGUUAAAGGCUCGGUUCGGUUGAGGUUGAUGGGAUUCAGAUUCCGUGUGAGCUCGGCUAGGGAAAGGAUCUUCAAGACCUGGCAGAUUGAAAAUUGCAACUAUGAUUUAGUGGAUCCGGGCUAG
Helianthus annuus (common sunflower) is the source of this 738-nucleotide messenger RNA. RefSeq lists its product as uncharacterized. The record is from RefSeq and is a predicted model, not a curated record. The transcript is spliced from 2 exons. Bases 1 to 738 code for a protein of 245 amino acids. NCBI's taxonomy places the organism in Eukaryota, Viridiplantae, Streptophyta, Magnoliopsida, Asterales, Asteraceae.